Syngnathus acus (greater pipefish) is the source of this 3007-nucleotide messenger RNA. It is a transcript of the gene plekhg6, whose product is annotated as pleckstrin homology domain containing, family G (with RhoGef domain) member 6. Gene Ontology annotation, molecular function: guanyl-nucleotide exchange factor activity. Gene Ontology annotation, cellular component: endocytic vesicle; plasma membrane; axon. NCBI's taxonomy places the organism in Eukaryota, Metazoa, Chordata, Actinopteri, Syngnathiformes, Syngnathidae. The record is from RefSeq and is a predicted model, not a curated record. Bases 30 to 2837 code for a protein of 935 amino acids. Gene Ontology annotation, biological process: Rho protein signal transduction; endothelial cell migration. The transcript is spliced from 14 exons.
UCCCUUCCCGCAGAGGAAUUAAACAUCAGAUGAGUCACCCGUCAGCAAUGGAGGUAGCUUCGAUGCAGUCACGUGACUUCACUGACGUGGACCUGAGUGAGUCCGACUUCCAAACAGAGACCCCGGCUGGCCACAGGUCUUACCAUAAAGUGUCACCGGACAAAGUCAAGUUCUACACCUUGGGCCAUCAGAUGCGGACGAGACAAAAAGUUGUGAGCAACUACUCGACGGUGACAAAGGGAGCGUCAACGGCAGCCAAACCCAGAGCUGCGCUCAAACAAGUUUUCUUCAACCAGGGAGUGUCUGACAGGAACCUUACAGCCGAGGAAAGGAGUCAGCUGGACGUGUUGAAGCAGGAGCUGGAGACCUUCGGUGUGCCCGUCAGCCUGAAGUGGAGAUGGAGGGAGGAGAGCCGCGGAAGCAUGCUGGAGAAGAAUUGGACGGAUAUUGUCAACUCACACUCUAUCAUGCCUCGGUUGCAGAAGCACCAGCAGGAAGCCAUGUGGGAGUUUGUGCUCACCGAGCUCAACUACAUCAACAGGCUUAUUAUCAUCAAAGACUUGGUGAUCGCGGCGCUGGUCAACCUGCACCAUCGUGGCUUCCUCCAGGAGGUGACCCCCGAGGACCUCUUCUCCAACCUUCCUUCCAUCAUCAGUGCACACCAGCUCUUCUGGCAGGAAGUGAUUUAUCCCAUGUUGGAGGAAGUCCGUUCCACGGGCAAACCUUUUAACCCGAGGGGCUUGGAGGCGGGGUGCCUCCAGUUCCGCGAGCGCUUCUCAGCAUACUGCCAUUACUGCGCCGAGGAGGAAACCACCUUUGAGUUUGCGCGUCAACAAAUGGAGAGCAACCUACAUUUUCUCACAUAUGUGCAGCAGUGGGUGGAGACUCACCCGCAGUGCGCACGAAUGCGUCUUGGGGACAUGCAGGCCAAACCCCACCAGAGGAUCACCAAGUACGCCCUUCUUCUCAAGGCAGUGCUCAAGACCACCCAGGAGCCUGAAGCGCAGCGCAGCCUACGGAGCAUGUUAUGCAGCGUCAACGCGUUUCUGGAGAACGUCAACGAAUACCUGAGGCUGAGGGACGAGGAGGUGUCACUCACCAUCUCUGCUCAGAGGCUGGAGGGCUACGAGAUGGAGGGAAUCAACGAGGAAAUUGACAAGCAUGUGCGCGACAUCUGCCAGUUUGACCUGACGUGCCCCAUCGUUGGCGUCGGUCAAGAAGUCGUCCGCAAGCUUCUCUUGGAGGAGAACUUGAAGGUCCGUGGCAGGAAAGACAGCAAGCUGGAGGUGGUGGCUCUUCUGUUCUCCGACGUGCUUCUCAUGACCAAAGUGCAGAAGAAAGCAGAACGCCUGAAGGUGGUUCGGCCUCCGCUGGCCCUGGACAGAACGUACUGCAUUGUGCUGAAGGACAACUGUUCCUUUCUCCUGGUAGAGGUGGGGGAGCUUUGGUGUCCCGUCAACGCUUACAUCUUUACAGCCAGCACCUCAGAAAGCUGCUCCACUUGGGUGUCCGCCAUUCACCAGGCAAAGAUGGACCUAAGGACCAUGAGGGAGGCCGAGAGAAGACAAUCAGAGGCGGAAAAAAGCCCUGCCGCGGUCGACGGGACCCGUGCGUUUAUUUUAGAAGACGAUUUCAAACGCGGACUACCUCAAUUGUCAAAUGGCACUCAUGCAUCUCAAGAUGCUUCGGGAAAACCCAACCAUGGCUUUGAAAUCUUGCCUCAAAAAUUUGCAAUCAAAGAGAAUGGCUGGAAAGGAGGAGGAAAAGAACGCGAGACCCAUCCAGACGACACGUUGAGCCAGUCUUCAAAAAAUGCUUGGAAAGCUCCCGAUCAGUCUGUUCCUAAAAUCAACGUGAGCGUCAACGCCAGACCGAGUAUUCUGGUUCCGGGCGGGUAUCCCGAUGUUGACUACCCAACGCAUGAAACCAACUCAUGGCCAGUUCUCGACCAAACGCGGAGGGGUGGCGUGUUACCCGGGAAUGGCAGGAUCGUCAAUUCUAAACCUGUGAAUUAUUCCACAGGGAAAAACCACAAGCCUGGAGGCACGCCGUCACAUGCCGAGAACAAAGCCUUCUCAAAAGCUCCCAUGUUAGGACAGAGGAGGACAGACAAUGUCCUUCAAGCAAUCGACCUGGUGGAUAGUUCAGGACCGGCGUGGUCUUCCUCCAACUCAGACUCUGACUGCAGCGCCAAUACAAAGAGCUCCAAUCCUCACAUCGUGCUAAAGCUGGGCGCCCUGAAGCCCACGCGAUGGACAUUUUGGAAUAACGAGCCCAGAGUGUCGCUGGACGCCGAGAUCUUUUCGGAAUCUGAACUGAGCCCUCAGUACAGGAAGCCCAAAAUGAAAGCCGAGAGGAGCGUGUCCAUACCUAACAUGUCGACGAGUCAAGACAGGGUUCACUCUCCGGACAGAUCUUCCACCACGUCUCCGCUGAAUCUUCUGCAGAGAGCUAAAGGGCGAGCGAGGGACAGGCAAACGGCAAAGAGCGACAAAAACAUCCCUUUGAAGGCGCUCGCAUCUCCUCUGAUCUCCACGUCUGCGAGCGACAGAGACGGCGAGUGGGAGGAAGAAGUGCAGCUGCAGAGGCACAGAGUCCUCACGGUGAGUCGAGGAUGGAGGGAGCAGCUGGUGGAUGGCGACGGGAACGACAGGAUGGACAGUCCCCUUUUUGCAAAUGGCACCAACGUGGACUGGCCCGGCUGGUGCUUCGACGAGGACGAGGAGGCGGUGGACUUCGUGAACGUGGGAGUCGAUGGACUCAUGGAGGACAUCAAUCAGUCUUUGACGCUCUGGGAUAUUUCUGAGCAGCAAGACAACUUUUGCAGUCGAGUGUGAACACACGUCAUCAUCACAUACACGUAACUUAUUUCUGUAGGUCGCACAUGUAGCGCGCAUGUGCUGUCGUUAUGUAAAUACAAUUCAGGUUUUUGUAUUUUCCUACUGUUAGUCACAGUCGGGGUUUUCCAGUUUUUGUUGUGCAAUAAAUUAAGUCAACACAAAAAGCA